AACGUUGGAUUCACAGCUUGUGGCCGUUAGGAAGCAGCUCAGCAUAUCCGUCCCAUUCGUUACCAAAAUGUCAGUCUUUCAAACGAGAUAAAACCGCCCAAAAUACAUGUAUAUAUUUCAAAUUUUAUCAUCGUCGUCUAACGUCUAACGGAGUAGUGAACCGACUUUACCGGGGGGAAGGUUGACGGUGUAACACCACACCUGAGAAGAAGACGCCGCUCGCAUCUCAUCACAGUGAAUUUCUUUUAGCUCCAUUCUUCGUCAACUAAUUUCUAUUUUAAACCACGUAAAUGAGUCGCAGAGGAGACAGUGAUGAUGACAGCUGCGGUAAACGGAAGGUCGCGUAUGUUUACAGCCCGGAAUACAUCGAGACUUGCGACAGUUUAUCCAAAGUGCCAAACCGGGCGAGUAUGGUCCACUCACUGAUAGAAGCCUAUGGACUCCUUAAACACAUGAGCACUGUUAAACCUCAAGUGGCCACCAUAGAGGACAUGGCCAAGUUCCACACAGACUCUUACCUGGAGCAUCUUCACAAGAUCAGCCAGGAUGGAGACAACGAUGACCCCCAGUCAGUCGACUACGGCCUGGGUUAUGACUGUCCAGUGGUGGAGGGGAUAUAUGACUAUGCAGCAGCAGUAGGGGGCGCUACACUGACCGCAGCCCAGUGUCUGCUGGACCAAAAGUGUGAAGUGGCUAUCAACUGGGCAGGAGGGUGGCACCAUGCCAAGAAGGAUGAGGCAUCAGGUUUCUGUUAUGUGAACGAUGCUGUGUUGGGAAUCCUCAAACUGAGGGAGAAGUACGAGAGGGUCCUCUAUGUGGACGUUGACCUGCAUCACGGAGAUGGUGUGGAAGAUGCCUUCAGCUUCACAUCCAAAGUCAUGACCGUCUCCCUGCACAAGUUCUCUCCUGGAUUCUUCCCAGGUACGGGUGACCUGUGUGACACGGGGCUGGGUAAAGGCCGUUGGUACGCCGUGAACGUCCCGCUGGAGGACGGCAUCAAGGAUGACAGAUACUACCAGAUUUUUACCAGAGUAAUGCAGGAAGUGCGUGCACAGUUUAACCCGGAGGCGUUGGUCAUGCAGCUAGGUGCCGACACCAUGGCGGGCGACCCCAUGUGCUCCUUUAACAUGACCCCGGUGGGGGUGGGCAAGUGUCUGCAGCAUGUCUUGGAGUGGCAGCUACCUACACUGCUGCUGGGAGGAGGAGGUUAUAACCUGGCUAAUACGGCUCGUUGUUGGACCUACCUGACGGCAGCGGUGCUGGGAAAGACUCUCUCCUCUGAGAUACCAGACCACGAGUUUUUUACAGAGUAUGGACCGGACUACUCGCUGGAGAUAAGCCCAAGCUGUCGACCAGACCGUAACGACGCCAAACACCUGGACCAGGUCAUCAGCACCAUCAAAGGGAAUUUGAAGAAUGUGGUUUAGGAGUCUGCAGCCUCAGCCUCCUCCCACACACACACACACACACACACACCAUGUUUCCAAACCAGGUCGAUGCUCGGCGGCUUUAAUGAAGACAAUAUGGAGCGGACCCUUUUGGCCCUGAGGCACGGAGCCAUCGAUGAAGGCAGGAAAAAGAGCGAGAGAGGGUUUUGGAAAACAUUAGCUGAGUGUUUCCAGGGGGGGAACAGUUAAAUAAGGGGAGGGGGGUGAUGUGGUUGCUGUACAGUGUUCACUGUUAAUCCAUUUUUUAUUUUUUAUUUUUGGAAAAGGUAUGUGUGUUUGUGUGAAUGAGAGAGUUUGUGGUGAGUUCACUGUGGGUAUGUAAAACUGAAUUAGAACAGGGGUUUUUUACAGUCAGUGCACCCAGCUUUUCUUUUUUUUUUUUGUAUCUGUGGAUGCGUGUGUGCAUCCCAUCAGGCCGAUAUUUCAAACUGAACGGAAAAACAGAUUUUCUCAGGUGUCCGGUUUCACGUUCACCCCGGUGCUGCUGUGAUUUCAGCCCCCUGAGGACAGAUAAGCACUAAAACAGACAAAAAGCGAAACAGUGAGGUUCCCCAAACGCUUUGUUAUACGUCUAUAGCAGGCCAAGAAAGUAUUAGUGUUCGGUGUUAUUCUCAGCUGUAGCAUCACAUGUCCUCACUAACAGUUAAUCACUAAAAAAACGUUGACCAAAAUCUCGGGAAUCUGCGGGGAAAGUGGCACUCUGAAAAUGAAAAAAUUGUCAGAAACCACUCUGCAAUAUAAACAGCUAAAAAAAAAAAAACGUGAUCUUCACUCUUAUUGCCUUUUAAAUGUAGCUCAUUGUCCCCAAGUACUCUGCAAAGUAUGUACAUGUAUAGUUUGUUAGUUUGUAGGGUUUUUUUUCCUUUCUGUAGGUCGUUACAAUGCCUAAACAAGUCUAAAAAUAGCUGCAAAGUGCAUCUGAUUGUUUCCAUGUCUGUACAAGUUUGGAAAGCAGAACCAUGUUGUUUAACCCCGCUGCAGUGUUUGUGAUGUGAAGUCACAUCACACUGCAGUGCAGCUGCACAUCAGACCGAACAGUGAUCAAAAUCAGCAAGUGGUCUUUGUGACACUGAGGUUCAUGUGGGAGGUUGACACAAGUGGGAAAACAAGUGAAGGCUUAAUGUGUAGCAGCAUCACAGGAAUGUUUUUUUUUUUUUUUUGAGUUUUGGAUUGUACUAAUAAUCCGAUUGCAUUGAUCAGUUCCAGUGUCGAGGGCCAAAUUGCUUUUUAAAAAGUUCACUUUUGACCGUGGAAAUAGUAGUUCAACUCAAGGUCCACUAGCUUUUUUACUCCAUCUUCCAUAGUUCUUCAAACUUUACCCGCUCCAGAAAACAAUAGAGAGUGGACCUUAAGUCAAGAUAUUUUAUUUGUUUCUUUUUUUUCUUCUUCCAGUUUUCACAAUAAUGGAAAAAGAAAAGGAAAAACCUGCCUUGUCGUUCACUGUAACAGGCUGCUGAUUUAAAGCAAAACACAUUUUUAACCUUAGUAACUUAAGUAACUAACACUUUUAACUGUAACUUCCACCACCAUGUUUACUUCUCAAUAUACUGUACGUAUGUGACCACACUUUGGAUUGAAAAGAAAGUGAAGAGUUUUUCCUUUUUUGUGUAUUUGUUUUUACAGAAUGACUUCUUUUUUUUAAAUGUCGGCAUGUUUUGAUGUACAUACCACGGGCGUUUGUUGAAAUAAAAGACAGGAGAGCA
This is a messenger RNA of Sander lucioperca (pikeperch), 3151 nucleotides long. It is a transcript of the gene hdac8, whose product is annotated as histone deacetylase 8. Lineage: Eukaryota; Metazoa; Chordata; Actinopteri; Perciformes; Percidae. Gene Ontology annotation, molecular function: histone deacetylase activity. The coding region runs from base 291 to 1427 and encodes 378 amino acids. The record is from RefSeq and is a predicted model, not a curated record. The transcript is spliced from 12 exons.